CCCAACUCUUGGAAACCUAGUUAUUUUGAUACAUUUGAGAAUUCCAGACAACUAUAGCCGCACAGUUUUUAACAAUAGCUUGCUACACUUUUACAAUAAGGUUAGCAGCUUAGAAAGAAAGACACUUUCAAAGAAUUAUCUAUUUCUGAAAGGCUUUACUUUGCUUAGAAAAGUUGUAAAAUGAAGGUUCAUGUCGUCUUGCUGUUUGUCUUUUUCACCGAGUUACUUUUACAGAUGGGUGAUUGUCAAAAGAAGGAGAAAAGGACCCCAGAGCGGAUUGCAAAAAAUAACCAAAAAGCAGCUGGACAGAAUAAAAUUAGAGUAAUGGACAAAAAAAAUAAGGCAAGAAGUCAAAAGGUGCGAAAGCAGAGAGUGUUCGUCGACAGAGACCUAAAGCCCACUUUCAUCAUGACACAAGUUUUGGAUAAGGGCCGUUUCCAGAAGCCCUCAGAAACAUUGAAUCUAUCCGCUGGACAGGCUCUCGAACUGCGCUGCAAAGGGGAUAACAUUGGCUGGGGUUACCCAUCCAGUCUAAACAACUCCAGGUUAAGUAUAAUUCAGCACCGUAAGUACAGUCAGCUCAUACUUAACAAAGCGAGGACUAUGGACACUGGAGAAUACAGCUGCUGGGUAAUCCUCUGCGAUGGGCUGGAGUGUAGCAAAGAUGACCUGAAAACAGGCAAAACCUAUAUCUACUUCACAGAUCCAGCUGAACUAUUUGUACCAUCUAUCAAUUAUUUUGAUAUAAUCUACCUUCGACCUGAUCAGCCUGCUGUAAUCCCUUGUCGGGUGAGCACACCUUUGGCCAAUGUCACAUUGCACCGAGAAUUCCCUCCUCAAGAAAUUCCUGCCGAUGGAUCCCUCAUUAGCUAUGAUGCAAAGAAAGGAUUUAUUAUUCAUCGUCCUAAACUUGAGCAGAAAGGGGUUGUACACUGCACGGCAAGCCUGAAAGGAGCUCUACAGACAUCUAGCAAUUACCUACUUCUUUAUGCUGAAGCUCACAGUCACGCUCCAACUGCAACUAUAGAGGCUUCUUCAAACAUAGUAAAUGGCGGGGAGCAAGUCAAUGUGACCUGCACUGUUCUGGGAGAUCCAGAUCGACAGGUGGACUUUAUUUGGAAAUAUCCAGGACAGCAGGAUGAAAGGCCAGUGAUCAUCACGGAAAGCUGGAGAUUAAUAGAUCAACAAAAUGGACAUACUGUCAGGUUAUCGAAGAGUAUGCUAUAUAUUGAUGAUGUUGAAACUAUUGAUGUAGGUAAUUAUAUAUGUACUGCUCAAAAUGUGCUAGGAAAGACAACAGUUGCCACAGAAGUGUUAUUUCCCUGAUAAUGGUGAUGAUUUGCUUAGUGGAAGAUUCAAGCCAAGUUCACCUGGGAACUGUGUGGAGAAAUGUUGGGUGCUAGGCAGUACUGGAUCCUAUUUCUUCAAUGAAUUUUUAUGUCAAAUGUUUGCUUCUUCUCUCACUGCAGGAUUAUCAAAUAUUUCAGGUACAGUAUUCUGUUGUUUUUAAUGGCAUAAUUUUAGCAUCAGCUGUAUCAAACUAGAGUUUUCAUUUAAACUUCUUUACCUUAUUACAAGAAUUUCAGCAUCAAAGAUAAGUUAGGCCCAGUAAUACCUCAGGAGGGACUUUUAAUAACACAACAGAACCAGUAAGUUUCACUCUGAUGAAAACCCCAUCCAGCUGGAAGGAAACAAAACUUUCUCCAUCUACUAGUUUCAAAUCAAUCAGCCAAUUAGCUGCAAUGGCUUCUUUUUGCCCUCUCCCACUGUGAUCCUUGACUGCCUCCUAUUUACUUGCUUCUCCUGGUGAAUCAUAAGAGACAGAAAAAUUAAUUUACACAUGUAAGCUGAGAAUACCCAGCACCACCUUCCAAAGUUUAUAGAUCUUCCCACUGUUUCAGUUGAUAGGCUGUUUCUUAAACUGUGCUGAAUGAAAGAUGGGUCCACUUUUUAAAUAUUGGGUUUAUCCAAGGAACGAGUUUUCAGUUCACACCACAAAUUCCUGCACUCUCCCUGACAGUUCUCCAAGCCGGAACCAAACAGUCUGCAUUCCUGAUGCUAUAUUUGACCCCAAAUUACCCACAUAUCCACACCCUCAAUGGAAUCAACCAUUUCACCAGCUUUUUACUUUCAGAUUUUGUGUACCUGUUGUUGAAACUCUUAUCCAUGCCCCAGUUGAGUCUAGACUUGAUCAUGCCAAUUUGCAGAUGACUAGCCCUCUACAUUCUACCCUUUAUAAAUUGUGGCCAACCAAAACUUGGGUGCCUUUUAUGUAACUCCACCAUUCCAUUUAGUCAUAGCAUAUGCUUGCUGGCCUACUGUUGCUGUCAGUUAAGCAAUGCAAAGAUUUUAAAUUUUGCAUCCUUUCUUUCCAUAGUCUUGCCUUACACCACCCCCACCCCUUCUCGUAACUCCAGCAACCCUGCAUGAUGUCUACACUCCUUAACGUCGGACCUCUUAAUCGCCUUUAAGUUUACUUGUUCCAUCAUUGGUAGCUAAGCCUUUCACUGCCAAGAACAAAAGUCCUGCAAUUCUUUUUUUGAUUCCCUUGACCAAACUUUUCGAUCUCUACCCUCAUAUGUCAUUUGUGGUUUCAUAACAGAUCUCCAUUCGUUCAUUGUUCUCAUUUUGAACCUUUGGAUGACUUUACAUUGAUAAAGGUACUGGGAAGUAGUUCUUGAAAUCUAAUUGGGAUAUUCUUAUGAUAGGUACACAUUAUAAAGCUAGAUCUAAUUACCAAAAGUAAUCAGAACACAGUUUGUGGAAAACAUAGGAUUUUGCUUUGAGCUUGUAAGGGUGUGUAAGGUUACACUUGAUCCCAAAAUGUUUGUUGAUGAGUGAAAUGAGUAUUCUGUUCAUGAGAAUUCUAAAAUUCAAGAAAAUGAGAAGAAACCAGUCUAUAUUUUAGUUACUAUUAAAUGCUUCCUUUACUUACUUACCAUCUAAUCAGAAGCUGAUGGGAAUGCACAUUAUAGUACAGGCGACUCUACCUCUUAAUGUAAACUGAGUGACUCAUCUCUGUUCUGGAAAAAAUCACAUUUGAGUUGAAGAUAAUUCUGCAAUUGAACAACUUAAGUGGUAGGUUUGAACACGUAUGAAGCUGAGGAUAUAACCAAACCACAAAUUAAUACAUGAUUUUUUUGACAGAACAUCUGCACAGUUGUUGCACUUAUCAUUGUGUUGCAAAAUAAGAUUGCCAAAAAGAAUCUGCUCCUCAGACCCACCCUUCCAGCAGUAUUUGUUUCCAAUACUUAUCCCUUUUGCAUGAAUUGCAUUCUAUCAAAGUUGCAGAACAUUUUAUAUUAAGCAAGUAUAGCCUGAAGAAAAUCAAUAUUUAGCAAACAAAAGGAUGUUAAACUCUGCAAAUCUGAGCUAACAAUUGUUUGACUGUUCACUUUGGUUAUGUCUGUGAUUUCCUGGGCAAGAUGGUUCCACUCAUAAAUAAUCCCAGGUCAGCUGAAUAACUGAAAGAUCUGGUUUGCAGAGAUCUUGGUUAUUAAAUGCCACUGAUAAAGUUUAGCAGCUAUCUUGUUAGUAAUUGUUUGUACUUCUGUUCCAUGUAACACGUAUUCAUUAUUUCAUUGUGGAAAAUAUAUUAAAACGUUCUGACUCCGAUUUUCAGCAAUUUGCAUUACUUUUUGGUAUUGCAAUUGUAAUAGCUUUUUUGUUAUUGAGAUAAUUACAUAUUAAAAAAUUGAUAAACUGUUAUAAAAGUUGUUCAUCUAUUUCCUCGUGGGUAAUAAAACAAG
Molecule: messenger RNA, 3749 nt
Organism: Mobula hypostoma (lesser devil ray)
Lineage: Eukaryota; Metazoa; Chordata; Chondrichthyes; Myliobatiformes; Myliobatidae
Gene: pdgfrl
Product: platelet-derived growth factor receptor-like
Exons: 6
Coding region: 181-1326 (381 amino acids)
Source: RefSeq, a predicted model, not a curated record